Morus notabilis is the source of this 6622-nucleotide messenger RNA. RefSeq names its product callose synthase 5. Gene Ontology annotation, cellular component: plasma membrane; 1,3-beta-D-glucan synthase complex. The record is from RefSeq and is a predicted model, not a curated record. The transcript is spliced from 41 exons. Gene Ontology annotation, biological process: (1->3)-beta-D-glucan biosynthetic process. NCBI's taxonomy places the organism in Eukaryota, Viridiplantae, Streptophyta, Magnoliopsida, Rosales, Moraceae. Gene Ontology annotation, molecular function: 1,3-beta-D-glucan synthase activity.
AUGUCGAACUCGAACCACGAGUCCGGCCCACAGGGGCUGACGAGGAGGCCGUCGCGGAGCGCCGCCGCGACGACGUUCUCGACGGAGGUGUUCGACAACGAGGUGGUCCCUGCAUCGCUCGCCGCCUCCAUCGCCCCAAUCCUCCGUGUCGCCAAAGAGAUCGAGAACGAGCGGGCUCGCGUCGCCUAUCUCUGUCGAGUGUAUGCGUUUGAGAAGGCGCACAGGUUGGAUCAAAGCUCCACUGGGCGUGGUGUGAGGCAGUUCAAGACGUCUCUGCUUCAAAGAUUGGAGAGGGACAAUUUGUCUAGUCUCGCUUCUCGGGUUAAGAAGACAGAUGCAAGGGAAAUCGAGAGCUUCUAUCAGCAAUACUAUGAACAUUACGUUAGAGCUCUUGACCAGGGAGAACAGGCAGACAGGUCAUUUACAUUGCUAUUAUCCUCAAACAGAGCCCAACUCGCUAAGGCUUACCAGAUAGCUGGAGUGCUUUUCGAAGUGCUUUGUGCCGUCAACAAGAGUGAGAAGGUUGAAGAAGUUGCUCCUGAGAUUAUAGCGGCUGCAAGAGAUGUCCAAGAAAAGACGGAAAUUUAUACACCGUAUAACAUUCUUCCUCUGGAUGCCGCUGGGGCUUCGCAAUCAGUUAUGCAGCUUGAAGAGGUCAAGGCUUCUGUGGCUGCCUUGCGGAACACAGGUGGCUUGAAUUGGCCCAGUUCAUUCGAACAGCACAGGCAGAAAGCUGGAGACCUAGACCUCCUUGAUUGGCUAAGAGCCAUGUUCGGUUUUCAGAGAGACAAUGUCAGGAACCAGAGGGAGCAUCUGAUUUUGCUGCUUGCAAAUAAUCAUAUAAGGCUCCAUCCCAAGGCUGAACCACUUAAUAAGCUUGAUGAUCGAGCUGUUGAUAUAGUUAUGACCAAACUCUUUAAGAACUAUAAGAUUUGGUGCAAAUUUUUGGGACGAAAACAUAGUUUAAGGCUCCCUCAAGGACAGCAAGAGAUACAACAGAGGAAAAUUCUGUACAUGGGUUUGUAUCUUCUCAUAUGGGGUGAAGCAGCAAACGUUCGGUUCAUGCCAGAAUGUUUAUGCUAUAUUUUCCACAAUAUGGCGUAUGAACUCCAUGGUCUAUUGGCUGGAAAUGUCAGCAUAGUUACUGGUGAAAAUAUUAAGCCUUCAUAUGGUGGGGAUGAUGAGGCCUUUCUUCGUAAAGUUGUAACACCCAUUUUCCGUGUUAUUGAAAAGGAGGCACAAAAAAGCAAAAAUGGGAAAGCUCCUCUCUCUGCUUGGUGCAAUUAUGAUGACCUGAACGAGUAUUUCUGGUCAUCUGAUUGCUUCUCUCUUGGCUGGCCAAUGCGUGAUGAUGGUACUUUUUUCAAAUCAACUCGUGAUUUGAAACAGGGAAGAAAGGGUUCUCAAACAAAAUCUGGAAGCACAGGGAAAUCGUAUUUUGUUGAGAGUCGGACCUUCUGGCACAUUUUUAGAAGUUUUGAUCGACUAUGGACAUUUUAUAUACUUGUUCUACAGGCGAUGAUCAUUAUUGCUUGGAAAGGGAUUUCACCAAUUGACAUUUUUCAAAAGGAUGUCCUGUACCACUUAUCUAGUAUAUUCAUCACAGCAGCUUUUCUUCGCUUACUUCAAAGUAUUUUGGACCUGUUUUUGAAUUUUCCGGGAUAUCAUAGGUGGAAGUUUACUGAUGCACUGAGAAACAUUCUCAAGAUAAUUGUUAGUCUUGCGUGGGUUGUAAUUCUUCCGAUGUUUUAUGUGCAUUCCUUCAAGGGGGCCGCCCCUGCUCAAAUUAGAGAUAUGCUAUCAUUUCUUAAACAAAUUAAUGGUGUUCCCCCAUUGUACAUCUUAGCUGUCGCGGUGUAUUUGCUUCCAAAUUUGCUAGUAGCAGCUUUAUUCAUCCUUCCAAUGCUCCGGCGUUGGAUUGAAAAUUCAGAUUGGCAUAUUAUUCGGUUCCUCUUGUGGUGGUCACAGCCAAGAAUAUAUAUAGGAAGAGGCAUGCACGAAAGCCAAUUUGCACUUAUAAAAUAUACACUUUUCUGGGUGAUACUUUUGGGUUCCAAGUUUGCAUUCAGCUUUUUUUUCCAGAUAAAACCUCUGGUGAAGCCAACAAAAGACAUAAUGAGCAUUCAUAGAGUUAAUUAUGAAUGGCAUGAAUUUUUCCCUGAAGCUCGAAACAACUACGGAGCGGUCUUGUCACUCUGGGCUCCAGUUAUCAUGGUUUAUUUCAUGGACACUCAAAUAUGGUAUGCAAUAUAUUCAACUUUGAUGGGUGGCAUUAUUGGGGCCUUUGAUCGUCUAGGAGAGAUUCGAACUCUAGGGAUGCUAAGGUCAAGGUUCCAGUGCUUGCCUGGUGCCUUCAACACACAUCUGGUGCCCUCUGAUAAGUCCCAGAAAAGGGGGUUCUCUUUCUCCAAGCGUUUUGCAGAGAUUACAGCGAGCAGGAGAAGUGAAGCUGCGAAAUUUGCUCAACUUUGGAAUGAAGUGAUUUGUAGCUUCCGGGAGGAAGAUCUAAUAAGUGACAGGAAAGGCGCUGAAUCAACAUUUUUAUUUUUUAUUUUUUUGGUUUAAUUUCUUUUGAACAAAUUUUUUUUUUUUAAAUAAAUGAAUAAACUGGGGUUCUUUUUAUGCAGGGAGACAGAUUUGUUGUUAGUUCCUUAUUCCUCUGAUCCUGGCCUAAAGAUAAUUCAGUGGCCACCGUUUUUGCUUGCUAGCAAGGCCUACCCCUAACAGAUCCCAAUAGCAUUGGAUAUGGCGGCUCAAUUUAGAUCCAGGGACUCUGAUCUCUGGAAGCGUAUAUGUGCAGAUGAAUACAUGAAGUGUGCUGUAAUUGAAUGCUAUGAAUCUUUCAAGCAAAUCCUGAGUACUCUUGUGGUUGGAGAAAAUGAGAAAAGGUUAGCAUCAAUAAUAGAUUCUUUAUAAAGUUUUAAGAUAAUUGGCAUCAUUAUUAAAGAAGUUGAAAGUAACAUUUCAAAAAAUAUGCUUCUUGCAAAUUUCAGAAUGGGUCAUUUACCCACUCUUUGCAAGAAAUUUGUGGAGCUUGUGGAGAUCUUGAAAGAUGGCGAUCCAUCCAAGAAAGAUACUGUGGUAUUGUUGUUGCAAGAUAUGUUGGAAGUUGUCACCCGUGAUAUGAUGGUUAAUGAGAUAAGGGAAUUGGUUGAAGUUGGUCAUAGUAGCAAGGAUUCUGGACGACAACUUUUCGCCGGAACUGAUACAAGACCCGCUAUAGCAUUCCCUCCUCUAGUUACAGCUCAAUGGGAAGAACAGAUAAGACGCCUAUACCUCCUGCUGACAGUGAAGGAAUCUGCCAUUGAUGUACCAACAAACCUUGAAGCACGUAGAAGAAUUUCAUUUUUUACAAACUCCUUGUUUAUGGAUAUGCCGCGUGCCCCAAAAGUCCGGAAAAUGCUUUCAUUCAGUGUCAUGACUCCGUACUAUAGUGAGGAGACAGUCUACUCUAAAACUGACCUUGAGAUGGAAAACGAAGAUGGCGUAUCAGUCCUAUAUUACCUGCAGAAGAUUUUUCCAGAUGAGUGGAACAACUUCAUGGAGCGACUUAAUUGUAAGAAGGAUAGUGAGAUAUGGGAAAAUGAUGAGAAUAUUUUACAGCUUCGUCACUGGGUCUCCCUAAGAGGACAGACACUCUGCAGAACUGUCAGAGGAAUGAUGUAUUAUAGACGGGCUCUGAAGCUUCAAGCUUUUCUUGACAUGGCUAAUGAAAAUGAGAUACUUGCUGGGUACAAAGCCAUAACAGUUCAAUCAGAAGAAGAUAAGAAACUCCAGCGAUCGCUUUAUGCCCAACUAGAAGCUGUUGCUGACAUGAAAUUCACGUAUGUUGCUACCUGUCAAAACUAUGGCAAUCAGAAGCGAAGUGGAGACCGCCGUGCAACUGAUAUCCUUAAUCUGAUGGUCAAUAAUCCUUCUCUUCGAGUAGCAUAUAUGGAUGAAGUUGAAGAGACGGAAAACGGAAAAGUACAGAAGGUUUACUACUCAGUAUUAGUCAAAGCUGUUGAUAAUCUUGAUCAGGAAAUCUAUCGCAUAAAACUACCGGGUGCAGCCAAGAUCGGAGAAGGAAAGCCAGAAAAUCAAAACCAUGCUAUAAUCUUUACUAGAGGAGAAGCCCUUCAGACGAUUGACAUGAACCAGGACAACUACUUGGAAGAAGCUUUCAAAAUGCGCAACCUUUUGGAAGAAUUCAAUGAAGAUCAUGGAGUGCGUUCACCUACAAUUUUAGGUGUUCGUGAGCAUAUAUUUACUGGAAGUGUUUCUUCUCUGGCUUGGUUUAUGUCAAAUCAAGAAACGAGCUUCGUGACCAUAGGUCAAAGAGUUCUAGCAAAGCCUUUGAAGGUUCGGUUCCACUAUGGUCAUCCAGACGUAUUUGACAGAAUUUUUCACAUUACCCGUGGUGGCAUCAGCAAGGCAUCUCGUGGCAUCAAUUUGAGCGAGGACAUUUUUGCUGGUUUCAACUCAACAUUGAGGCGAGGGAAUGUUACUCACCACGAGUAUAUUCAAGUUGGAAAGGGUAGAGAUGUUGGGCUCAACCAAAUAUCUCUCUUUGAAGCAAAGGUGGCUUGUGGUAAUGGGGAGCAGACGCUAAGCAGAGAUAUCUACCGAUUAGGGCACCGCUUCGACUUCUUCCGCAUGUUGUCCUUUUAUUUUACGACAGUGGGAUUUUACAUCAGCUCAAUGGUAAUUUUCACUUAAAACAUAAUAGAAUACCAAUCUUUUUUUUUUUUGGGUAAGGAAUCAACUUACCAAGUACCAAUAGGAACUAUACUAGUGGUAGUCCAAUGUGAAAACAGAAAUAUAAGAUAGAAACUUCUUAUUGAGAGUUUUGAAAUGUAUUAUUGGCUAUUUGCGUCUUCUAUCUCCUUUUGCUAAUUGGCAUUGUUUUACUUCCUGCAGUUGGUUGUCCUUACAGUCUACGUUUACUUGUAUGGGAAACUUUAUCUUUCGUUGAGUGGGCUGGAGAAGGCAAUAGUGAAAUUUGCCAGGGCCAAAGGAGACAAUGCUCUGAAGGCAGCUAUGGCUUCUCAAUCUGUGGUCCAAUUAGGUCUUUUAAUGGCCUUGCCCAUGAUCAUGGAAAUUGGACUGGAGAGAGGGUUCCGAACUGCGUUAGGUGACAUGAUAAUUAUGCAGCUGCAGCUAGCAGCCGUUUUCUUUACUUUCUCUCUCGGCACAAAGGUCCAUUACUAUGGACGAACUAUCCUGCAUGGCGGUGCAAAAUACAGAGCCACCGGGCGUGGGUUUGUGGUCAAGCAUGAGAAGUUUGCUGAGAACUACAGGAUGUACUCAAGAAGCCACUUUGUGAAAGGGUUGGAGCUCAUGAUGUUGCUCACAGCUUAUCAAAUUUAUGGAUCAGCAGCAGCUAAUUCCACGAGCUAUGCUUUCCUUACCUUCUCGAUGUGGUUCUUAGUCACCUCCUUUUUGUUUGCACCCUUCCUUUUUAACCCCAUGGGAUUUGAAUGGCAAAAGAUAGUAGAAGAUUGGGAUGACUGGACCAAGUGGAUAAACAGCCGCGGUGGUAUUGGUGUGCCGGCAAACAAGAGCUGGGAGUCCUGGUGGGAUGAGGAACAAGAGCACCUGCAGCACACUGGCACUCUAGGACGGUUCUGGGAGAUUGUUCUUUCUCUGCGCUUCUUUCUUUAUCAGUAUGGAAUUGUAUACCAUUUAAAUGUGGCCAGGAAUGAAAAGAGCAUCAUGGUAAGUACAUAUGCGUCCUUCCAAUUUCUUCUUUAUUUCCAGAUUUCUUUCAUUUUCAUCUGCGAAAGCCCUCAUCUAUUCUUUUUUUCCGCUAUCUAAAUCCAGGUUUAUGGUCUCUCUUGGCUGGUCAUUGUUGCCGUGAUGAUCAUCUUAAAGAUUGUGUCCAUGGGAAGAAAGAAGUUCAGUGCCGAUUUCCAGCUGAUGUUCAGACUUCUUAAACUGUUCCUAUUCAUUGGGUCCAUAGUCACUCUCGGUAUUCUCUUUACUGUUCUGAAUCUUACAGUUGGAGACAUUUUUGCCAGCUUACUGGCCUUUAUGCCCACAGGAUGGGCACUACUACAGAUAUCGCAAUCGUGUAGGCCGUUAGUGAAGGGCCUCGGGUUCUGGGGAUCUGUCAAAGCUCUAGGAAGAGGGUAUGAAUACGUGAUGGGGCUGCUUCUCUUUGCACCAGUGUCUAUACUGGCAUGGUUCCCAUUUGUGUCGGAGUUCCAGACCAGGCUGCUGUUCAACCAAGCUUUCAGCCGAGGGCUUCAGAUCCAGCGCAUUCUGGCGGGCGGCAAAAAGAACAAGUGAAAACAAUAGCCCCCGGAAUUCUUUUCCAGAGAAUCAAAAAAUUUCAGGUUGCAAAAGGAGACGCAAGCUGUUUUUAGAGGGAUUUGAUUUUGAAAAAGAGAGAUGCGUCAUACGAAAAUUUUUUCUCCUUGUUUUGCUCUUUGCAUUGUUGUUGUAGCUUACUCAACUGUUCAUGUGUAUUUGAGUUUCUCAUAAUGAUCAAAUUACGAUCAACUAGCUAGUACAUAAAAAAAAAAUGUAAAGAAAAGGGUUAUCUUUAAAAGAGGUAAAACGAAAUAAUAUUGAUAAAGCCAACUAGCAUCUUGUUGCUUUGUCCACCUUUUAUUUUUCCGUCUCUUUUUUCUUUUCUUUU